Molecule: messenger RNA, 2127 nt
Organism: Sporisorium graminicola
Lineage: Eukaryota; Fungi; Basidiomycota; Ustilaginomycetes; Ustilaginales; Ustilaginaceae
Exons: 1
Coding region: 1-2127 (708 amino acids)
Biological process (GO): transmembrane transport
Cellular component (GO): membrane
Molecular function (GO): ATP binding; ABC-type transporter activity; ATP hydrolysis activity
Source: RefSeq, a predicted model, not a curated record
AUGCACCUAGCCGACCAUAUUGUGCAAAUUAGGAGCGGGGGUACAGUCGACAUGCUUACGAGCGAAGCAGUCACCGUGUCCAAGCUUGCAGAUGACAUCGGCGUUCUCAGACGCGGCGCAGCAGAACAUCGGGGCAGCAAUGAGGUCACAAACGGCGACUCGUCUUCAGCGGCCCUUGUGCGCAAUGCAGUAGCGAAAGAGCCUGGAGACCCCGAGAGCGAGGACGAACACGAGGAAGUUUUGAUAGGACGCAUCAAACUUUCCGUUUUUAAGCGCUACUUUCGUGCUGCUGGGUGGUGUGCCUUAUGGUAUCCACUUGCGGUGGUGAUGCAGACUGGUUUCGCCAACGGACAGCUCCUGUGGCUGCAGGCUUGGGCCAAGAAUGUCUCCGAAGACACCUUGCCUGGAUCCAUUGGGAUGCACAUCGGUAUAUUGGUGCUUCUGGUGCUGGGAAGGUUCGUCACCUACGCCGGGUCCCUUCUGAUCUACCUGCUGCUUUUCUGCCCGAAAAUAUCGCUACAGCUGCACCACGACUUGUUGAAUGGCGUUUUACUCUCAGGAGCCGACUUUUUCCUGAAUCUCAACCCGGGCCGCAUGAUCAAUCGCUUUACUCAAGAUGUUUUUGCCCUCGACUUCCAGAUCUGCACCUACGUGGUCAAUGUUGCUCUCUUCGUCAUCAACCUUGGGUACUCAUUGGUCUUGAUGAUGCUGCCAGCUCCGUACCUGGUUGGCGUUAUUGUUGCCAUGGCAGCCCUGUACUUUCUCAUAUACAGACUGUAUAGCCCGUCGUCCCGGCAGCUGCGACGCUUGGAGAUGGCUACAAAGUCCAGUCUCCACUCACAAUUCAGGGAGACGGGAGAUGUGCAAGGACUUCUCACCAUACGUGCAUCCCAGUUGGGACUUCACUUCUCGCGGACAACGGCUUUCUUACUGGACAUGUCGCAACGACCCUACUACUCACUCUGGGCAGUCCGUGUCUGGCUACAGACUUGGCUCAAUAUGCUGGCCAUGGUGCUCAACACGGGCCUCGUGCUCUUCGCCGUGAGUCUGAGGCAUACGUCGAGCUCGGGAUUAGUGGCAGUCGCCCUGGUUCAGGCCAUCUCUUUGUCUUCCGAUCUUAAUGGCCUUAUGUCAGCUUGGACAGACCUCGAGAUUGGAGUCGUAUCUCUAGAGCGAAUUGAACAGGUGAUCACACUUCCUGCGGACCCCAAGGAUACUCCAGCAAGGUUCCAGGAGAUGCCGAGCACAGUAAAGGGCAACACUACCCCGGCAGCUGUUGCGGUUCGUUUCGAAGACGUGACUGCAGGUUACCAAGGCAGAGACGGCCCCAUGUCACUGCACAAAGUCAGCUUCGAUCUUAAACCUGGUGAGCGUCUGGGCAUUUGCGGGAGAUCUGGAAGCGGCAAGAGCACGCUUGUGCUGUCACUCCUCCGUAUCCUCGAACCAGCUUCUGGUCGGAUCACGAUCGAUGGUGUCGACAUCUCGACAUAUACUGGUUCCUCGGUCCGUCAAGGCAUUUCAUACGUGCCACAAGAACCUAUCGUUCUGCCGUCGCUGACCGUGCGCGAGAAUCUAGACCCGGACUGCGAACAGUCGGACGAUCAAGCUUUCUGGAAAGUGCUCGGACAGACUGCAAUGUCUGAAACCGUCUCGCAACUUCCUGAAGGACUAGACAGUCCUGUCGACUUGCAAAGUCUGAGCAUGGGACAGAAGCAGCUGUUGAAUGUUGCCCGCGCACUUCUCAAACGGAGGGGAUUAUGGGUUUUGGACGAGGCGACCUCGAGUCUGGAUCUGGAAACCGAUGCACAGAUCCAACUUGCUCUCGCUGGCGCGACGUUGGAUGACAAAGGCGAUUAUGGCAACAAAGUGCCGAGGGCUCAAUCGAAGAAACGCGCUGGUGUGAUCUGCAACGACAGGGAUAGUACUUUUGAUGCUACCUUGCCGGGGCCAAGUAGGCCAACACUGAUCACUGUCGCACAUCGGCUGUCCACGAUCAUGGAUUAUGACAAGAUCCUCGUGCUGGGAGGCGCAAAGGUUCUCGAAUUUGGAAGCCCAUCUGAGCUUCUCCAGCUGGAGAACGGAGAGUUCAAAACGAUGGUAGAGGAGCAGAACCGAAGCAUAAGGUAG